AUAAUUUCAACAUGGCGCCCGGUGGUUCGCAGUGUGUGUGUGUGUGAAAGUGCAGUGAAAUUAUGUUAUUAUCUAAUGUUUUUAGUGAUAAUUUUAGUGUUUAGGUGAAAAUAGUGUGCAUUAAUGCAGCGGUUUUUCUAUCAUGGCAUUGGAUUUACGCCUGCAUUCUCCGGCAGGCGCGGAACCUAUUGUUUAUACAUGGCCCCUCACUUCAGGUCAUGGUUCGGAAAAACACGAUGGGGCCUUGGAGAUAGUAGAAACAAUAAAAUGGGUGUGCGACGAUCUGCCGGAGAUGAAGGCGGCGCUGGAGAACAACAUCCUGUGCGACUUCGACACCCACUCGUACGAGAGCAUGAGAGCUCUCUGCGACCGAUUCAACCGCGCCAUAGAUUCCGUUGUCGCUUUGGAAAAGGGAACUUCACUGCCAGCUCAACGUUUAAACAAGUACCCAUCAAGAGGCUUAUUGAGACAUAUUUUACAGCAGACAUACAAUCAAGCAGUCUCAGACCCAGAUAAAUUAAAUCAAUAUGAGCCAUUUUCACCUGAGGUAUAUGGUGAAACUUCAUACGAGUUAGUAUGCCAAAUGAUAGAUCAGAUCGAAAUCACUGCCGAAGAUGUGUUCGUGGACCUUGGCUCGGGUGUGGGGCAAGUGGUCCUGCAGAUGGCGGCGGCGACACCCUGCCGCAUCUGUUUUGGCGUGGAGAAAGCAGAAGUUCCUAGCAAAUAUGCUGAAAGCAUGGAUUUAAAUUUUAGAACUUUAAUGCGGUGGUACGGUAAAAAGUUCGGUGAAUACAAAUUAAUAAAAGGCGACUUUUUGAUGGAUGAACACAGAGAAAAAAUAAAUGCAGCUACGAUCGUCUUCGUAAACAACUUUGCGUUUGGCCCAAAUGUUGAUCAUCAGUUGAAAGAAAGAUUUGCUGAUUUGAAAGACGGAGCAAAAAUUGUAUCAUCGAAAAGCUUUUGUCCAUUAAACUUCAGAAUAACAGAUAGAAACUUGAGCGAUAUCGGCACUAUCAUGCACGUCAGUGAGAUGUCGCCUCUGAAGGGAUCAGUGUCAUGGACGGGGAAGCCAGUCUCUUACUAUUUACAUAUUAUAGAUAGGACUAAAUUGGAGAGAUACUUUCAAAGACUGAAAAAUCCGAAACUCAAGGUCAGCAAAAGGGGUGUUCAAGACGAGGGCGAGACGAGCGGCAAGAGGAACCUGAGCGCGCCGCCCACGCGCCAGCCCACGCCGGACCUGCUCAACGGGAACAGCAACCACAGCACCGGCUCGCUGCCGGAACGCCGCCGCAAAGUCGCCAGGCAGCGGCCCGUCAGGGGAGAGAACGGUCGGACGCGAGCGCGCGCGGCCGUGGCCAAAAGACGCGUGGCGCGGCGGUCGACGGACGAAAGCGACGAGGAGUCCAGCGGCACCGACGACGCGCCCCCGGGGCCCGAGCCCGCGCCGCGCGAGUGGGGCGCGCCAUGGGCUUCCUCUUCAGAUUCAAAUCGGAGUCGGCGGUCGGCGAGCAAACGCAGCGCGAGCGCUGGGGGCGCGCGGCGUAGGGCCGCCGCCCGCGCCAAGCGCCGGCGCGCCGCGCCUGCCGCCAUCGCCGGCCUCGACUUGCUACACUCCACCACGCUCGCUUCCACUGCCCAUAAUGGCACCGUGACGGCGCCGCCGCCAGGUUGCGUAGAACAGCGGCUAUCAGCUUUGGGCGUGGCUUUACAACCGGCGGAGCGCUUGCACUCAGAGCUGGACAUCCCGCGCUCGCCGACCGCGCCCUACAGCCUGCAGUUACUAUUGGAUAUGUUCCGCGACCAGUACCUCGCGCUCGUCCGCCGCAUGGCCACGCCCGAGUAUGCCGAUGAGAUCCGCCACCAGAUCGACAAGGAGAAGGAAAGAAAUCAGAAAUUGAAGUCACGUGCGUCACAAUUAGAUAAACAGAUUAAUGUGCUUAUAAGUGACAGUGUCGCACUACUAAAAGCACGUAUGAGUGAAUUGGGUAUACACGCCAAUAAUACGGUGGAUUUACUCGCCAAAGCUAAGGAAAUCGUGGGCAGGCACAAAGAACUGCAAAGUAAAGCUAGCAAACUGCAAGCUCAGGUAAACAGUAUAGAAGCUGAACAAGCUAUUCUUGUUAAGCAGAGAACGUUUGAAAUAACAGAAAAAUAUAGACAGUUAGGUCACAUACCGCCCGAUGUAGAGAUCACUCAGAGCAUGGCCCAUGAUUGUAUAUUGAAGGAGAUAUCGGCUACUUUGGCUCAUAGAAAACGGUUACAUGCGCAGGUUGGACACCUGCAGAAUGAAAUAAUGCAAAUGGAGAGGGCUAGCGAGCAGCAGAAGGUGGUUCCGACCGCCGUGCCGGUGGCCACGGUCAAGCCGCACACGGUCAACUCCAAGCCCAGGAAGCUCCGCGAGCAGCGCUCGCGCUCGCAGGAGUGGCCCGACGUGCCCGCCGUCGUCAAGAUCGAGGAGCAGAACCCCGAGCUGCUCGCGCAGAAGAUCCUCGAGACCGGCCGCCAGCUCGAGGCCGGCAAGGGCGCCAAGCCCAACGUCGUCGUCAACGGCUACGCGCGCGAGCUCGACCGGCAUAUAGACCUUCACAGGCAACAGAAAGGGAGCAUGCAGCCGAAGGUGUCGCCGCUGCAGCGCGCGCCGGUGGCGGGCGUGGCGCGCGGGCCGCAGCCGCCGCCGCUGGCGCCGCGCCACUCGCCCGCCAAGCCGCAGAAGCCGCUCAACGUCGUCGCCAAGGUGCAGGAGUCGCCCAAGGUCAUCAACUUCGAGGACCGCCUCAAGAGCAUCAUCACCUCCGUGCUCAACGAGGACCAGGAGCAGCGCAAGGCGGCGCGACAACCGACGCCGAACCACGCGUACGCCAACGGGUACGUGCGGCCGACGAGCGGCGGCGGGGCGCUCGCGGGACACGGGGCGGGCGCGUUCGGGGCGCGAGCGGGGCCGGCCGCCGCGGCGCCCGCGCAGCCGGGCCCGGGCUUCGCGCGCGCGGCGCGGGACUUCCGGCGCGAGCGCUACCCGUUCGAGCGCGCGCGCCUGCCCGCGCACCUGGACGCGCGCCCGCCCGACCUCCGACACAUAUCGCAACCCGACUACACGCAGGUCUCCCCGGCUAAACUGGCGCUGCGUCGGCAUCUAUCGCAGGAGCGGCUGGCGGCGCCCGGCGCGCGCACCAUCGGCGACCUCGUCAACGGCGAGAUCGAGCGCACGCUCGAGAUCUCCAACCAGAGCAUCAUCAACGCGACCGUCAACCUCAGCGCGCGCUACCACGAGCCGGCCUCCGCGCACCAGCCGCUGGAAGGCUUAGCUGCAUGUUUACAAGCGCGCGUGCUGGCAUCGGAAUACUGGCGCGGGCGCAACGGAGCGACGGCGGGCCCGGGCAGCGGGAGCGGCAGCGGCAGCGGGGGCGGCGCCGGCGCGGGCGACGACGAGGCCGCGCGGCGCCGCUCGCCGCCGCUCGACCCGCACUCCAACACGUCCACGCCGCUCGUCGACGAGCUGCCCGACAGCGCGCGACCUGCAGAUGGCGAAGGAACCGAAGAGGUCGACGAAAGCAAAUGGCAGGACCGGAUAGCGUUUCGCUUCGACCAGAUAAUUUCGUUCGCUUCCACCGCGAUGGAGGAUAAACGGCGGCGGUCGGACGAGGCGUGCAAUACGUCUCCGGAUUCGGGGAUCGGACACGGCGAAGCGGCUCGCGGGGUGGCGCGGGCGGCGGAGGCGGCGGGCGGGGCGGGCGCGGCGGCGGCGGCGGGCGCGCCGGGCGGCUCGGACGCGCGCUCGCCGUCGCCGCUGCCGGCGCACCACUUCAAGAAGCGCUUCUUCCGCCGCGAGCAGUGGGGCGCGUGGAGCGGCGCGCCCCCGCCGGCGGCGGUGGACUGGGAGCGGCCGGCGAUGUGACGCCCGAGCAUCUAGCGCUGCGACGUCUGCCGCUUCGCGCACUGACGACGCAGCCGCGCGGUCGCGACCCGCUCUGUGGGCCGCGGUCCGCGCCGUGACCCCCGGUGCCAAAGUGGCUCCCGCGCGGCCGAACGCCCGUGCGCCGAAACGCGACAUAGGUUUGUGGACCGAGCGACGUCUGGCCGCCCCGGCGUUCCGAGGAACCCGUUUCUAUGCAGACCUCGGGCUCCUCGGUUGCGCCCGUGCCGCCGGAGCCACGCGCGCCUUAGCGUAAUUAUCGGAACACUGCCGACGCGAGAGAAUGUUUGAUGUAAAUAAGAGUCCCGAUCGCCCGCCGCCGGCCGCCUGACGGCCGUGAGUGCGCUCGACCCCUUCUCGGAUGUUGACUGUGUCGUUUUUUGUUAUAUUUUCGAAUAUAUAAUGUAAUUAUGUAUAUUAUUGAGUUUAUUUUACGUUUAAGAUUUGUAAUUAUUUAACACUAGGUUUAUGUCGCCGCUCCGUCUGGGCGCAGUGAAGAACUGUAGCGCCGCGACGGUUUGUAUUUCAUGUGUUCAUUUAGGUCUUAGAGUUUGAAAUACAUGAUUCGGUGACGAUACAGCGGAUCGUUCUUACGCCGGUCGUUUGAUGAAUGUUUGUUGUUUUAUGUGUUUCGUUCUCGAUGUUGCGGAAAGCUCACUCUCUGAAUAAUGUUCAUCAUUUCUUUGGGAAAACCUUACAUUUUAUAGCUUUUACUGCUAACGAAUGAAUAGAUUACGUAUAUAUUGUUACACAAUACAUUGUAUUAUACCAAACUAUGACAUUUUUAUAUUAAUAGGUCUGAAAAGGCUAGUGCUACCUUAUACAUUUUACUGUGUAAAAGAAUAAUAUGCAUGUUGGAUCCGUUUCCAAGACUUUCUACUAUUUCUGGAACUAAAAAGACUGCAAAUCUUAAGAACCCAUCAACAAUCAAGAAAAAAUAAAGUAUACAUUAUGUAUUAUUAUGUACAUCAUAUUAUGUACUUCCAAAUGCUGAUAACUCAUAAAAGAUUGAGUUAUAAAUGGUGAAAGUCUGUGAAUCGAUCCUGUCGAUUUUUAAUGAAGUAAUUAUACGAUACAUUUAAAAUAGUUUUAUUAAAAAGUCUGUAAUAAACACUAGAAAACAAUUAUUGGCCACUCUUUAAUCAAUUAUUAAGAAAAUAAUUGUUAUUAUGCCUACCUUAUUCAUAUGAAUAGAGUUUAAAUAGGGCGGCACUUAUUCCGCUACCACCAGGUAAAGGAAAAGAUAACUGCUUCAUUAAAAAUCAAGUGGUACAUACGUUGUACACAUACUUGUAUGUAUGUACCACGUAUCCCAGAAUAAGAAAGGGUCCAAAGUUCAGUGGCUCAAAAACUUGGUUAAAAUUCCUUUCAUGAAAAAGUUACCUGAGAUUUUUGCGGAAUUAAUUUUGCAUGCAGAUUUUAUCUAUUUAUAAUAGUACUACGGUACUUCUU
This is a messenger RNA of Ostrinia furnacalis (Asian corn borer), 5362 nucleotides long. It is a transcript of the gene gpp, whose product is annotated as DOT1 like histone lysine methyltransferase grappa. The coding region runs from base 143 to 3892 and encodes 1249 amino acids. NCBI's taxonomy places the organism in Eukaryota, Metazoa, Arthropoda, Insecta, Lepidoptera, Crambidae. The record is from RefSeq and is a predicted model, not a curated record. Gene Ontology annotation, cellular component: nucleus. Gene Ontology annotation, molecular function: histone H3K79 methyltransferase activity. The transcript is spliced from 17 exons. Gene Ontology annotation, biological process: DNA repair; DNA damage checkpoint signaling; regulation of transcription regulatory region DNA binding.